Molecule: messenger RNA, 1430 nt
Organism: Xenopus tropicalis (tropical clawed frog)
Lineage: Eukaryota; Metazoa; Chordata; Amphibia; Anura; Pipidae
Exons: 3
Coding region: 45-1049 (334 amino acids)
Source: RefSeq, a predicted model, not a curated record
AUGGGGGGGGGGGGUAAGUGUGAGGGCAGCUGAUCUUUCCCAUCAUGCACCUGAGCAGGGCAAUAGGUAGAGCACAUAGUCACACCAGGGGAAAGAAAAGGGAUGCAUGUAUAUCCCAUCAUGCAACUGGGGAGAGAAAGGGGCAGCAGAUGUAUCCCAUCAUCCACCUGGGGAGAGAAAGGGGCAGCAGAGCUAUCCCAUCAUGCACCUGGGGAGGGAAGGUGCCAUCACAUAUAUCCCAUCAUGCACCUGGGGAGAGAAAGGGGCAGCAGAGCUAUCCCAUCAUGCACCUGGGGAGGGAAGGUGCCAUCACAUAUAUCCCAUCAUGCAACUGGGGAGAGAAAGGGGCAGCAGAGCUAUCCCAUCAUGCACCUGGGGAGGGAAGGUGCCAUCACAUAUAUCCCAUCAUGCAACUGGGGAGAGAAAGGGGCAGCAGAUCUUUCCCAUCAUGCACCCGGGGAGGGAAGGUGCCAUCACAUAUAUCCCAUCAUACACCUGGGGAGGGAAGGUGCCAUCACAUAUAUCCCAUCAUACACCUGGGGAGGGAAAGUGCCAUCACAUAUAUCCCAUCAUGCACCUGGGGAGAGAAAGGGGCAGCAGAUGUAUCCCAUCAUGCACCUGGGGAGGGAAGGUGCCAUCACAUAUAUCCCAUCAUGCACCUGGGGAGAGAAAGGGGCAGCAGAUGUAUCCCAUCAUGCACCUGGGGAGGGAAGGUGCCAUCACAUGUAUCCCAUCAUGCACCUGGGGAGAGAAAGGGGCAGCAGAGCUAUCCCAUCAUACACCUGGGGAGGGAAGGUGCCAUCACAUAUAUCCCAUCAUACACCUGGGGAGGGAAAGUGCCAUCACAUAUAUCCCAUCAUGCACCUGGGGAGAGAAAGGGGCAGCAGAUGUAUCCCAUCAUGCACCUGGGGAGGGAAGGUGCCAUCACAUAUAUCCCAUCAUGCACCUGGGGGGAGAAAGGGGCAGCAGAGCUAUCCCAUCAUGCACCAGGGGAGCCUCUCUCUGAUAUUGGCUCCUCACAGGGGCCCAGGAUCCCUGCUCCUCUCUAACAUCUGUCUCCCCCAACUUUCCUGCCCUUUUUCUCUCUAAGGCUGACACUUCCCAAGGUGGGGGCUCCGUGCCCCUUGGCGUCUCUCUGUGCCACAAUGAUCGCCAUGGAUACAAAGCGAGCGGCUGAUCCUGACCCUGGAGGCCAUUUCCUUCCUGACUGGAGAGGUACUAAGGUGCUUACAGCGCCAUUCUGAGGGUUGGAAUUGGAAGCGCAAGAGAACGGACGGCUGCAGUUGGGAGAUUCUCCUUAUAAAGCGUCACUGUGUAUGAGGGAAAUAUGCGGCCAAACGGGGGCCACAAGUGCCAGGGCCCAGGAGCGCAUUUAAAUGAGCUGAAGAGGAGGAUGAACAUCUAGAGAGAACCCUGGGGCAAAACAAAGG